AUGACCUGUGAAGGCAACCAAAUUUCUGAUGGGGAUAAAAUGAUAUGGGAAAACACGGGUAGUUUCACCAAGGAAUGUCAAGUUUCUGAAGAGAUUCAGAGCUACAGUUCUGUGAAGGUUGCAGAUGUCAGUCCAAAGGUCCAAAGUUCUAGUGCAUCUGAUUUGAAAGGGUCUGAUGCUUUGUCUGACUCUAGAUUUAAAAACCAAGCAAAAGAUGAUGGUAGUAGAUUUAACACAAAGAGUAGGAACCCACAUGUGGAAGAUGCACAAAUGCUGGCUUUAGGUGGAAGGAUAAUAGAUGACAUGAAUGAUGUUGACCUGAGCAGUUCAGCUCCAGAAAAUUGUCAAGUGGUGAUAACUGAUUGUGGAAACGAAAAACCUGAACAGCUAGACCUUCCAAAUUCCUGCUAUGUUGGAGGACAGGUUUUCCAGGAAAAUAAAUUGCACUUAAAUGAUUGUGUUUCAGUAUUUUCCCUGAAGAAUCCCAGCAGAAAAAUGUUCUUCAAUUUUUUGAUUCAAAAGAAACAGAAGGAACUGGUGCCUGAAGAAGUGAAUCAGAAAUUUCCAGAACCCUUUCCCUAA
Molecule: messenger RNA, 582 nt
Organism: Prunus armeniaca (apricot)
Lineage: Eukaryota; Viridiplantae; Streptophyta; Magnoliopsida; Rosales; Rosaceae
Source: the annotation of a GenBank genome assembly